Messenger RNA from Osmerus eperlanus (European smelt), 2291 nucleotides. Its product is annotated as N-terminal EF-hand calcium-binding protein 1-like. Gene Ontology annotation, cellular component: endoplasmic reticulum; cytoplasm; Golgi cis cisterna. NCBI's taxonomy places the organism in Eukaryota, Metazoa, Chordata, Actinopteri, Osmeriformes, Osmeridae. The coding region runs from base 1 to 963 and encodes 320 amino acids. Gene Ontology annotation, biological process: regulation of amyloid precursor protein biosynthetic process. The record is from RefSeq and is a predicted model, not a curated record. The transcript has 12 exons.
AUGUCUGUUGCCCUGGACGGUGACGACGGCAAGCUGUCCCUGGAAGAGUUCCAGUCGUACUUUGCUGACGGGAUUCUCACCGAGGGCCAGAUGCAGGAGUUGUACUUCUCCAUCGACAGGCAGCAGACGGACAACCUGGACACGGACAAACUAUCAGAGUACUUCGCUCCGCACCUGGGAGAGUACCUGAACGUCCUCUCUUCCCUGGAGAAGCUUAAUGUCGCCAUCUUGAAGGCCAUGGACAAAACUAAGGAGGGGUACCAGAGCUCAUCAGUGCUGGGUCAGUUUGUGACGCGGUUCCUGCUUCGCGAGACCUCCACCCAGCUACAGUCCCUGCAGUCAUCACUAGAGUGCGCUAUGGAGGCCGUGGACGAGCAGAGCUGCCCUGGCAGGAAGAUGCUCAAGAAGCCAGAGGAGCUGGCCAUCCAAAAGAUAACCAAACGCCCCAACCGCCGCAUCCAGAAGAACAUGUGUCUGUCUCCUACAGACCCCUACUCUGGCAUGCUCACCACAGGGGUCAGCGUGGAGCCGCUGGACAACCACUGGAGCUCCCAGAUCCACCGUCUGCAGCAGCUGAUAGACAAGCUGGAAUACGAGAGUCCACAUCUUGAGCCGCUGAAGGAGGACACGCUGGCUGGCACGUAUAAAUCGAACAUUCUGCUGGUCCAGAGACAGAUGUUGGUGAAGGAGAGAGAUGUGGAAGACUUCCAGCAGGCUCUGAAGAGCUACACAGAUGCCACAUCCAGCCAGAGCAACAAUCUGCAUGUCUCUGUUCAGAACCUUCCAGACAGAUCCUGUUUCAUAAUGUACGAGUUCUGGCAGGAUCGCCUUUCUUGGAUGAGCUACCAACAGUCGUCCAUCAGCAAGACUUUCCAGCGUUGCAUCAUCAAUGCCCUUGAAGAUCCUGAGAUGGUCUCUACUAUGUUACUACCAGCAUCUUGGUGGAUAAUGAACAACAACUGACAGGAGCGAUGUUUUCAAAAUAUAUGAAGAAAGGCAGAUAUUAUUUUGUUUAAUUUCACAAUUUAUACUGUUUUCAGUGUAUUUAUUAUUAUGUGACAUGCAGGAAUAUUUUACUAAACGGUGUAUUGUAUUAACUAUAUAAUUUAAAAACUGAGUUAUGCACGACUUACAACUGCUUAGUUGAAUCAGUCAACCAAACACAAUCCUUUAUGGGAGAGAUAUUUGAAAUACUGCAAUAAUUGUUGUGUUAUUGGAGUACUGGAUGUCAUUACUUUAGCUGUACUUCAUUAAUAUCUUUCUGAACAUGCUGUUCAUGAUUUUCUUUUCAUGUAAAUACACAUCCUAAAAGAAACCUUUGCAUGAAAAUCCACAAUUUCCCAUUGAUAGUUGGUUUCCCAUACAGCUGUGCUGUAGUAAAAGAAAAUCAUUGUAGAAAACUGUAGUUCCUUUAACAUCUUCAUAUCAAAAUUCAUACUGGGUCUGUAGUUAUUAGCUUGCGUAUAGAAAGCAUAAGCAGAUGAGGACUUAGAGACAUAGACAUCAUCUGAAAUCCCCCCUACUCUAUAUUGUGAAAUGUUGAUCCCAACAGUCAUUUCUAGCAUACAAACAGUGAAGUGACAAGUUUCUUUUAGAUAGAAUGUAUACAGAAAAGGGUUGGGUUUCCCCAAAAUAGGACAACAUAAACCCCAACUCAUUCUAGUGACACUUCAGCACCUUAGUUGUAAACAGUGACUGUUGCUGUAGCCGACAGAAUGGACCUAUGAAUCCCUCUGUUUUCAUGUUCUGAACCUACGGUUUUAAAUUAUAUAAGACUGUUUAAGUGAUUAAAAAGGUACUGUAGAUGUCAUGUGGUUUGAAGUGCAACCUUCUAGUCAGGUUUUAAUAACAUAGGUCUGAAUGAGAAUAGUUUAGAUACAGAUGAAAGAUGUAACCAAGUACUGUUAUUUUUCCAUCAAGCUAAGCCAUUAACACCACAGGGCAUCUAAUAUGUUGUCUUACAGCACAGAUUUAUUACAUUUGAUGAUUAAAUGAAACCAUUAUAUUUUGUGUACAGAAAAAAGCAGGUGAGGCGAUAACUCAUGAUUAGAUUUAAUGUCUUUGGCGUUGAGUCUGGAUAUGGAUAAAAGAUAAAAGAUACAGUUUUAUUUAUGUGUUUAACGAAUAUGGGUCUGGUACUGUAUGAUGCUAAACUUGCCUAAAGAAAAUGAACGAAUGUGAAAAUAUUUCUCAGUGGCUGUUUAUCAUUUACAAUCUUUUACAAAUCAAUGUUAAAACUGUAAUGUUAAUGCUAUGUUUAUUUCUGGCAUGAAAUAAAGUUUAUGACUUGA